AUGUUCUCAUUUCGGCAAUUAACCAUCUACGGCAUGGUCUUCGCCUCUGGCACCCUAAUUGGAUACGACUCGGGUUAUCUUAACGGGGUGCUGGGAUCGUCAGACUUCAUCCAUCGUUAUGGAGCUGAAGAUUCUACCGGGUGGUACUUGACUCCCAAAAUCCGUGCCCUGUUCACUUCUCUUCUAGUUGUUGGCACAUUAUCUGGUUCUAUCUCUGCGAACUUCUUAUUCAAAUGGAUGGGCCGCAAGGGCACUCUCAUAAUAUCUGCCAUCAUUUAUGGAGCUGGGGUAGCCCUCCAAGUGCCUGCUCCCCCAGCCGGUGUCUUUGUCUUGGGGCGUAUCCUUCUCGGUAUGGGGCUUGGGCUAAUCUCCGUCACAUCGCCUAUGUACCUAGUCGAAAGUUCAAGACCAACCACUCGAGGCCGGUUCAUUGCUCUUUAUACGCAACUGUUGACUUGUGGUAAUGUCAUCGUGUGCGGGAUAAGUCUUGGAACCCGCAAUCUUGCUGGGGCAAACAGCUGGAGGGUGACCGUUGGAUUCCAACUUUUUCUUGCGCUCGUCAUUUUUCUUGGAGCCCUCAUUGCCCCCGAGUCUCCUGUGAUUCUCAUGAAAGCCAACAAGCACGACGAGGCUCGACAAGCACUGGCCUCCUUGCGAAAUAUCGACCCCAACUCAGAAGAGAUGACUGAAUCGAUUGAUGAAAUUGCUCGCUGGGUUCAAGAGCAGAGCACAUCCGGCGAAGUUCAUUUAUCCGAGUGCUUCAAGGGACCUGACCUGCGCCGUCAGCUUCUCGGUAUCUGCAUCGCUUUUUUCACCAUUGCUACUGGAAUCACGUUUUGGUUUGGCUAUGGGACAACGUUCUUUGAGGCCGCGGGGGUGAAUAACUCAUAUCUAAUUUCAUUGAUCCUUGCUCUUGUCAACGCGGUCUUUACAGCACCCUCCCCUUAUUUAGUCGAACGUUUCGGUCGAAGGAUAUGUCUGUUUGUGGGUGGAGUUAUUAUGGCAAUCACAAUGCUGGUCCCAAGUAUCAUCCAUCAGGUUGCCCCUGGAAGUCGAGUUGACCAGUUUGCGCUCGUUGCUGGGGCGGUUAUCUUCAUUGCAGCAUACGCACCCUCAUGGGGAACCAUUGGGUGGAUCGUUAUGACAGAGCCUUACUCUCAGCGACUCCGGCUCCUACAGUCGACCAUCACCAUGGUUGUUUACUGGACGUCUACCUGGGCAGUUGGGUUCAUCACGCCCUACAUGGUUGAUGCAACAGCAGGAGACCUUGGAGUAAAAGUCUGCUAUGUUUGGCUGGUUAUGAUCAUUUUGUCUGUACUCUGGGCAUAUUUUUAUGUGCCAGAGCUCGCCGGCCUUUCGGUGGCAGAGACGGACCUUCUCUUCGAAACGGGCAUUCCAGCCCGAAAAUCAGCCAGUUGGGGCGCUUCUCUUCGUUCGAACGCACGGGACAUUGAGGAAUCUACAUCUAUAGUGCUCACGGUUGGUGAGAAGGGGGUAAAAACGGACGAAGCGCCAUACGCGCAUACUUAG
This is a messenger RNA of Aspergillus luchuensis, 1530 nucleotides long. RefSeq names its product sugar porter family MFS transporter. Gene Ontology annotation, cellular component: membrane. The coding region runs from base 1 to 1530 and encodes 509 amino acids. Gene Ontology annotation, biological process: transmembrane transport; carbohydrate transport. Gene Ontology annotation, molecular function: carbohydrate:proton symporter activity. The record is from RefSeq and is a predicted model, not a curated record. NCBI's taxonomy places the organism in Eukaryota, Fungi, Ascomycota, Eurotiomycetes, Eurotiales, Aspergillaceae. The transcript has 7 exons.